Molecule: messenger RNA, 303 nt
Organism: Penicillium coprophilum
Lineage: Eukaryota; Fungi; Ascomycota; Eurotiomycetes; Eurotiales; Aspergillaceae
Product: Winged helix-turn-helix transcription repressor DNA-binding
Exons: 2
Coding region: 1-303 (100 amino acids)
Source: RefSeq, a predicted model, not a curated record
AUGAGUCCCCUGAAGGGCGAGGUCGAGGACCGCAUUAUCGGCGGCUUCCCGAGUAGUUCUCCCCCGCCGCCGAACCUUGUUAGUCCCAGUAAACCUGGGACGUCAAAUGGGCUUGGGAACGGUCGUACUCUGCCACCGCUGCAGUCGGAUUCGGGGGAUAUGGGACCUCAUGGGAAAUCCCAUGUGAGGAAUGAAGACGAUGAAGAUGAUAAUGGAUCAGGUUUUGAUCUUGCUAGGGGUUUCGAACCUAUUGGCUCAUACCAUCGACAACUAGGCAAUGCUGCCCGUGCCGCUGCUACUUGA